AAAUAAGUCAACUGAUCUGUUUAAGGUGAGAAUGCUUCCUGGUUGCUACAGGUACGCCGCAUGACCUGCUGGUGUGUCUUAUGUGUCUGGCAUUAUGACAGGAAGAACAAAGGCAGAGAGAGAGAGAGAGCAGGUGGAGAGCGACAAAGGGAAAGCCUGUUACUGUGAACUAUGCUGCUACCUUCCUCACAGACUCUCCCCAAAAAAUCAUUAGAAGAACCCUCCAAAGCAUUCCAUGUACCUGGACUCAGCCACACAUUCUGGGCCUGAGAAAGACACUUCUUUGCUUGUGAAUUUCUGUUGCUGAAAACUCUACACAAGACAGCAGCAGACAGUGACUUGUAUUAUACUAUGAUGAAAGCCAUGGCAAAAGAUCAACAUGAAAAGGAAAAAGCCUUGAAGAUUUAUGGCCAAGAACUGAGCAUGAAAGUGCUUCUAAACUGUUAGAGAAAUAAUGACGAGGACUCCAUACAGCUGUCACGUUACAAUCCAUGUAGAGGAUAUUUUUGUUACAACUUCAAGGUUGUCCUAGGAAAUAGACAAGCCAGCCAUUAUUCCUAAAUAGUUUGUUGAUAAGGAUUGGGCAAAACAUUUUUUUUUGAAGAUGGCAACCUCUCAGCUCAAGUGCCUUGAGGACGAAUUGGAAUUUGUGGACAUUACUGAGGCAAGUCCCCAAUUUUAUUACUCUGAAAAGCAAAGGACUGCCUUAGAAACACUUUUAUCCUCUGGAGAAAAUGACUUUCAAAGCUACCUAAAAAAUGAAGAAAUGCGGAAUUUUCUUUCCAGAGAGGAAGCCAUUUCUAUAGCAAGUUCUGCAGUGGAUUCACAGCUGGGAAAAAUAGAGUGUGAUGACGACUCAGAGCUGGAUGAUGAUCUAAGUAUCAGUUACUGGCCUGGAACAACUGAUGUCCCGACACCCAUGCUGGAUCUGGGGUGGCCAGAAGGAGAUACCUGGAAAGGGAUUACACGGGCAGAGGUCUACACUCACCCGCCUUCAAAUAAUGCUCCACACAUUAAGGUGGUUAUCAGAAGAACCAUACAAAGCGCUACAAAGGUUAUCGCAAUAGUCAUGGACAUUUUCACUGAUCCAGAUAUUUUCCUGGACUUGCAUGAAGCAGCCACGCGAAGAAUGGUUCCCGUGUACAUAAUUCUGAGUUCUCAUCAUCUGUCCGCUUUCCUUCAUAUGGUGGAAACCACAGGAGUUAAUGUCCGAUUCACAGAGAACAUGCGAGUAAGGAUUCUAACGGGAUGUACCUUUAGUACAAGACAACUGAAACAAGUAACAGGAAAGCUAAAAGAGAAAUUUCUCCUAAUUGAUGGUAACUCUGUAAUCACAGGAUCCUAUAGUUUCACAUGGAGUGAUUCGCGCCUGGACAGGAAUCUCAUCACACAUCUAACAGGUGAAAUUACGGACUUGUUUGACAAUGAAUUUCGAACACUGUUUGCAGCUUCCCGUCCCCUGCAGAGAUAUGAUUUUGCCAAAGACUCUAACAAAGAGAUUCGCAAUAAACUUUCAAUACCCUCUGCAACAAUAUUGGUGUCUAAAGAGCCAGAAAAUGUCAGUUCCAAUGCCCAGGUUGUACCCGUUGUGCCAGAGCCUUACACAAAUGGAUUUUCCUCUCCACAGAGGUUCAGCACCAAUGGAGCACUGCAGCCAACUGAUGGCCUCCUAUCGCCUUAUAUGAUUCCAGCAGGACCCACACAGUUGACUAAAAGUGUUAAUAACAUAGCAGAACGCAGGACAGUAAUGCCUGGAACAGGAAAGCCCCCCAUAGAUAGUGGAUAUAACAGAAAAUCAUUGGCAUUACAGGACCCUUCAGGUACCAAAGAUCCAGUGAGUGUCCCUGAUUACUCAAUUCGCCAUCGACUUUCAGUCUGUCGCAACUUUGAAGGGCCUACUUUAACCUUUCGAAACGCACAAGAGUCUCACAGUGCCUUAAGUGACAUUUUAAAGAAUGUACAGCGGAAUAGACUGUCAGUUGCAAAGACAACAGGGGGAAGACCCAGCAAGUCCCUUUGGGAUCUCAGUCAGCUGUCCCAGCUGUCGGGUUGCAGUGGUGAUCCAGGAAUCAGACAGAACCCACUGGAUCUUGGAGAAGAUUCAAAGGGCAAACGGUGGACAACAAAGGAUACUCCAGCCAUGUUACUAAUGAGGCAAAGAGCUUUUCCUGCUGAAGAGCACAGAAACAGAGAGUCUUCCAAUGUUACACCUUUUCAGAGUCCAACAACUGCGACACCUAUAAGACUACAAGGACAGUUGGUCCAUGGAGUGUCAAUGACUUCUUUGCCUAGACCAUGGACUAAUACAGCAAGACAUGGAAGACUACAAUACUAUUGACCCACAUUCAUACCAAGUGGACAUCUCCCUCCCCCUCUGGUAUCACUAUAAUGUAUUGGUUUAACAAAAAUGCAGAUUGCAACUCGCCUUUAAUAUUGUUCCCUAUACUUUAACUGAGACCAUUAUGCAUAUAUACAACUGGUAAGUUAAAUGGGUGACUGGUGAACUUGGUGCAAUGCACAAUUGAGAACAGUUCUGGUGGAGAAAAGUUGAUAUUCUUCUUGCAUUCCAAGUUGAAAGGACACGCUUAGCUGACAAAAAAAACCCCUUGUGAAUGCUGGAAAUGCCAUAGUAACCCUGGAUAACCGGGGAUUUUUACUGAUUUAAGAGACUAUACAAAAUAUUUUCUUGCUCUAGUUAUAAUAUACUUUGAUAAUGUACUGCAGGAACAAUGUGAAUGUGUCUUAAAACACCAAAGGUAGCUCCAGGGGCGGACUGACAACUCAUGGGGUCCCUGGGCAAUAGGAGAUUAUGGGGUCCCUGGGCAAUAGGAGAUUAUG
This is a messenger RNA of Rana temporaria (common frog), 2838 nucleotides long. RefSeq names its product family with sequence similarity 83 member E (gene SACK1E). The coding region runs from base 605 to 2338 and encodes 577 amino acids. NCBI's taxonomy places the organism in Eukaryota, Metazoa, Chordata, Amphibia, Anura, Ranidae. The transcript has 6 exons. The record is from RefSeq and is a predicted model, not a curated record.